Messenger RNA from Staurois parvus, 354 nucleotides. The record is from the annotation of a GenBank genome assembly. Lineage: Eukaryota; Metazoa; Chordata; Amphibia; Anura; Ranidae.
AGGCAGACUGCUUCUACAAACAUUUGUGAAAGAAUGGCUCGCUUCCAGGAGCUCAGUGAAUUCAAACGUGGUACCGUGAUAGGUUGCCACCUGUGCAAUAAGUCCACCCGUGAAAUUUCCUUACUACUAAAUAUUCCACGGUCAGCUGAUAGUGGUAUUAUAACAAAGUGGAAGCAACUGGGAACAACAGCAACUGAACCACGACGUGAGUGGGUUCAGCGCAUGCUGAAACGCACAGUGCGCAAAAGUCGCCAACUGUCUGAAGAGUCAAUAGCUAAAGACCUCCAAACUUCAUGUGGCCUUCAGAUUAGCACAACAGUGUGUAGAGAGCUUCAUGGAAUAUAUUUCCAAGGC